AUGAAAUCUGCGCAUUGGGUUUCUAAGACAGAGAGACAAUCCCGACCACGCUCUGACCACCAUCAAAUAAAGCUCCGUGCCUUUGAUACGCCCCACGAGUCUCUAAUCCGACAACCAUUGGUGAGUGAUGAGAAAACAACCUCGAUAAACCCGUCCACCAAAGCUGAACGCGUGAAAAUAGAUCUUGGAAAACCACUCCCGCUAGAAUACGAUACUGUACUACGGCAAUCCCGACGAGGACCGCGUCUUGUAACCAAGAACGACGCGUCUUUUGCAAGAUUGGAGACCUCGCUCAGCCCACCCCCGCGAACGCUGAAGUCUCGUCUUUCGCAUCGCGCAAGGUUUUACGAGACUCUCCAGGAAAUACCAAAGCACAAGUCUGAGCAAACAGGAUCUCUAGAGAGUCAAUUAACUGCAGAUAAAAACGCUUUGUCACCCAGAGAAAUGCGUCUAAAACGACUGCGCCAGAUCCUGCUGGGAAACGAAAGCAAGCACAUACAACCUGAACGUAAUAUAGAAGCAGAAAUAGAGCAGAACGAUGCCUCUGAAAAUUCCGAGCCUGCCACAUACCCGUCGCAAAGUAUGGUGGAUAAUGAGACUAUGGCACUUCUGAGCAUUAAAUCCAAACCAUCAUACUACAGUUACUGGUUUCUGCCUUUAUUGAUUCUGCUGACAAUUCUCUCCUACCUGCUUUCCGAUUGA
Ogataea parapolymorpha DL-1 is the source of this 702-nucleotide messenger RNA. RefSeq lists its product as uncharacterized. NCBI's taxonomy places the organism in Eukaryota, Fungi, Ascomycota, Pichiomycetes, Pichiales, Pichiaceae. The transcript has a single exon. The coding region runs from base 1 to 702 and encodes 233 amino acids. The record is from RefSeq and is a predicted model, not a curated record.